AUGUUCAGCCGCAACAAUAACCUGGAUUAUCGAUUGUUCUUCCGUUCCAGAGGUUCUUUCAAGUCUCUUAGCUGGAAUGCUAUGAUCUUGGUGUUAUGUUUUUCCAAUGUCCUAGUGUGCAUUCUAAUCUGGAAUAAGUAUGCAACAAUACAAAUACCAGCUUUGCCCUUGGCAGUGCUUGCGAUUAGCCCAUCUCUGUUUCCAGGAGCUGCACGACUACUCAUAUGCAAUCUGCUAUGCCGUGCGAUGUCAUUAUGGAGCCCAGUUGUUGCAGUCCUAUUGCUUGGUCCCUCUGCACCAUAUAGCUUCGAUGAGGAUUUCAACAUUCACAAACUCAGUUUCAAAAACUCAAUCGCCAAGCUGACAAUGUAUCUGGUAUUAUUUGUGGUCGUGCUCCUAGCGACAAUCAGCAGGCUGCAAUUCCCAGGUAUCAUGAAACUAGUAGACUUGACUCUCGGCAGGAGAAUAAUAUAUUGGCGUCGAGUUAUUCUAAACUUGUGCAUGCUAGCUGCAGUAGCGAUGUUUGUGUUCACUUUUGAAGGCGUCGGAUGGAUUGUGAUUCUCAUAUUUAAAUUAUGUGGCCUAGUAGUAAUAGUGUCAUUCGGAAACCUCCAGAUUCCAGCAGCAGUAUUGCGCAUCGUGCUGGCACUAGUACGCCUUAAAGCACAAAGCUACUACGGCCAUGAUGAACAUGUUGACAAGAAAAUCCUUGGGGACAAGACAAACCUCGUGCCAUCUCUCAAUAUCUUCUACGGGAUGGUGCUUGGCCAGGGAAUACUUUACAUUGUUGCCUGCAUCCUUGAUGUCUUUUCAUGCAUCCUCCUGAGAUGCCUCGCCCGUGGUGCUAGAUUCAGAGGUCCCCGGGCAGUGGAAUAUGUCAAUUUGUACUAUGCCUAUGCCUUUGAGAAAUGCAUGGACGGCGCUGUGUUUGCCCGAAAGAAGAUCAGCCUCAUCGCAUUUGCAAUGGAUUCUUUAAAGUCAGACUCACCCAAGAUGCAGCUCUAUGGACUUCGCAUGUUGCACAUUUUCCUAAAAAAUGAACCUAUCAAGACCAAAGCCAUCUCAAAACUAGCGACUUCCACGAAGACAGUAACUGUCUUAUUCAACAUGUUGGGCUGGACAAGUGAAGGAGAUGCAAAUAUUAGAUCAUUUGCCGCGAAGGUCAUAGCUGAGCUUGCUGGUAGCCUCCGAGUUGUCUCUGUCCCUGGGGCAAUGCAGCUCAUAGCCUCACUUCUUGAUACUGUUCACCAGCAGAAAAUAAAGGAUCCUCUCCUAGACAUUGGUAGCCUAGAGGCAGAACAAGAUACCCUGAUUCAGCAAGUUGCCAUGGACGAACAGAGGACACCCAUGCUUAAAUGGUUGAAACAGAUGGCAGUAUAUUGUUUGGUUCCAAGGGAGGAGCCAUCUAACAUGGAUGGACAAAACUCAUGUACACUCAGAUGCUGGAAGCAGAUUACCAAAUGCUGGUAUAUUCCAGAGGAGGAGCCAUCAACGGACCAGGAUCUGCUCCCUGUACUGGGCAGAUUAAUUCUUGACACUCUUGCUAGCUUUGAUAUUGAGAACCGUGUAGAAAUCAACAGAUCAACAGGCCUCAUUUCAAAGAUCAUAGAUUUCACAAGCAACAGAACUGACAUGACCAAUAUUAGUGAGACAGACCAGGCACUGCUGAAAGGUUCAUCGUUGAAACUGCUGAGAAGACUUGCAAGUACUCGAGGGAAGUUUGGGGUAACUUUGCGACAGGAGAUUUCAGAACAUCCCUUCCUUUUGAGCAACCUUGCAGCGAUCUUGGAAGACAGUGGGAGCAGCCAAGAACUUAGGGAGCUAACAACAGAAAUCCUUAGAAACAUUUCCAUGGAUGCAAACACAAGGGACGAGAUCGGGAAGAUUCGGGUGAUCAUUAGCAGGUUGAUGCAUGCAUUUCUUAACCGAGAAGCAGCCUCAAGUACAUAUUCAGAUAAGUUACGAAAGGUCGCCGGGCAAGCCCUGGCAGUGCUAGCAAUGGACAGUGCGAAUAACUGUUUGGUUAUGUUAGCCGAACCAGGGUAUGUAUUCAUCAAGGAGCUCGCAUUUAUGAUCCAUGGGGACAUGUACAGGUACGUAGCAGCAAGCUUGUUGCGAAGUAUGUGCAUGCAUGCUCAACCUAAGUUCAACAACUCCGAACUGAAGGAGUUCUCUCACAUCCUGCGAGAGGUCUUGGAAGGAAUAAUGGAUGCAGAAGGGGCGGAACUAGAGGUCCUUGUUGGCCUUAGUUCACAAAUAUGUCAUGCCAUUCCUGGAGACUUUGAGCGUGAACUUGAGCAUGGUCAGAUUAAAGAAAGAUUUAUAAACAGACUUGUCUGUGCACUUAACUCAAAUAUGACACCUACUGCUCAUUGUCCGGGAAUCAGGAGGGUGAUAGUUGAACAUGCCAUACACAUAAUGGAGUGCAAUCCUAGCUACACCGACUGCUUUAAUAAAUGCUGGAUGAUGGAAGCACUGCUGCGGGUAGAACAUACACCUUCAAGGGCUGAAAAGUACAGGUUCUUCUUGGGCGACGCAGGACUGAUGGAGCACAGUGUGCCUCUCUCUGCUCUCGUGGCAAGAGCAAAGGAGCUGAUGGGCCAUGAGUGGCGACAAGGCAUCAGCAGUGUCACUAUCACCUAA
This is a messenger RNA of Triticum turgidum subsp. durum (durum wheat), 2643 nucleotides long. Lineage: Eukaryota; Viridiplantae; Streptophyta; Magnoliopsida; Poales; Poaceae. The record is from the annotation of a GenBank genome assembly.